Messenger RNA from Cyclocybe aegerita, 1116 nucleotides. The record is from the annotation of a GenBank genome assembly. NCBI's taxonomy places the organism in Eukaryota, Fungi, Basidiomycota, Agaricomycetes, Agaricales, Hemipholiotaceae.
AUGUCGGGCGUUACAACCUGCAACCAGAGCAAGGCACGGGCGGUCGAGAGUCAGGAGGGUAAUCACCCAACGACUGCUUCGACGCCGGCCUACGAGUCGGGAGGCACCGCCUCUGGAUCGCCUGCUGUGCGGAACCCCGUUUCCGUGCAGGAAGAGAAUCCCCCCGCUGUUGGCCACGCGGGUGAGGGACCGGUCUCCAACCCCGGAGAGGGUGAUGGGACAAUCAUGCGGGACCAUGCUGGUACCCGCAGUGAUAGGAACACGCGCCGCGUACGCACCGUAGACCACCGCCCUCGCGCGGUCAGUAGGCAGUUGCCCCCACACAUCGAUAGUACCCCUCUCGACGAGCUCGAGGAGGAGGAAAAUAUGGAUGAUAGUACAAGAAUAAAAUAUGCUUUAGACAUUGCAAAAAACACAAGGAGGACCACGGACUUACUCGUGCCUCUCCUGCAGGAGAUAUUCAAGAAGGUGGACAAGCUGGAAUUCCACCAAGGUAGCCAAGAAACUCCAGAAAGAAAUCCCGGGUAUGAGGAAUCCGAAGAGGAGGAAUUCGAGCAUGGGCCGUCAAAGGGCAAAGGCAUUGACCCUCAAAACUGGGGAAACCUCGGCAUUCCUGACAGGGAAGUUGACCCAGAAGUCCAAGAAGCUCUUCUCAAUGAAGCCCGAGAAAGGAGACAGGAACCUAGUCCAUCAUAUCAGCAGGACACAUUUAAUAAUAGAAUGACAGAACAUGAGAACACACCUGAGUUCGACGCGGAACAGGCGUUCAAUGAGCAUCAGGCGCGACUCGAGCGAAUGGAAGAAGCACUGGCAAGGGAAAAAGAAGCCUUUGAAGAGCUUUUCCGUGAGCGAUUGGUCAAGGAGCAAAAUACAAGACGCACUGCGAAUAAUAAUAGGAUUUCAUCAACGCCCAUGUCAAGAGACAUCGAGAGGCUCAUCAACAGGACACCUGGUGAUAAUUACCUGGUCCGUAAGCCCACAAACGCACUGAAGCCGAGUAAUCAGCUACCCCACGACACGUUAAUGGGUCGAUACUUCAAUUCUGAGACUAAUGGCGAGCUACGCAGAGAUGACCAUACCGAGAGGAGGAAUGACUCACCAGGAAAUUCCCUUUGA